GGAGACGGAGGCCAUGGUGCGGGCUGCAGGGCACAGUGCUAAUCGUCAAAUAAAGUGAGAGCCUCACCUCAACCCAGCCUUAGCUCCCUCGGAAGAAGCAAGCACCUUGGCAGCAGGCUUCGGGUGGGAGUGAGUCGGAGGAGCCACCUGUCCAGUUCGUCUCAGCUUCCCGGAGUUACUCAGGUCCCACCUUGAAGAGGAUGGAGGUGACCGGGGGUGCCGGUGUUGCGGACCCCGGCGAGAUCCGGCCUCUGAAGCCUUGUUUAGUGCGUCGCAACCACAGCCGCGAACAGCACGGCGUGGCGGCCUCUUCCGUCGAAGAGCUGAGGAACAAGGCCUGUGACAUUCUGACCAUUGACAAGUCCCUAACACCAGUCACCCUGGUCCUAGCAGAGGAUGGCACCAUAGUUGAUGAUGAUGACUACUUCCUGUGUCUCCCUUCCAACACUAAGUUUGUGGCCUUGGCUAGUAACGAGAAGUGGACAUACAGCAAUUCAGAUGGAGGCACAGCUUGGAUUUCCCAAGAGUCCUUUGACGUAGAUGAAACAGACAGCGGGGCAGGGGUGAAGUGGAAGAAUGUGGCCAGGCAGCUGAAAGAAGAUCUGUCCAGCAUCAUCCUGCUGUCAGAGGAGGAGCUCCAGGUGCUCACUGGCGUGCCAUCUUCAGACCUGGCGCAGGAGCUGUGCCAGACCCAUGCCGCCGCUCAGGGGCUCCAGAACACGCUGCAGCGGGUGCUCGACCAGCGAGAGGAGGCCCGGCAGUCCAGACAGCUCCUGGAGCUUUACCUGCGGGCUCUGGACAAGAAGGACGGCGUCUUGUCAAGGCCGGAAGAGUCCAAAGCUGCCUUUGGGGAAGAGGUGGAUGCAGUUGACACAGGCAUCGACAGAGAGAGCACCUCCAAAAUCGCGCUUAGGAGCCAGGUCCUCUCGGCGCUGCAGGAGAAGCCCGCUCCAGAGCUGAGCUUGUGUAGUCAAGAUCUGGAGUUGGUCACCAAGGAGGACCCCCAAGCCCUGGCCUCUGCUCUGAACUGGGACAUAAAGAAGACAGAAGCGGCUCAGCAGGCCUGCGCCCAGGAGCUCGCCCGGCGCCUGCAGCAGACCCAGAGCUUGCGUUCGCUCAGGACUCUGUCAGCCAGGAGGAACUCCCUGCCCAGAGGAUCGCAGGGAGCUAAACGAGCCAAGCAAGGCCCCACCUAGCUGCAGCCGGAAGACACAGGGAGACCCACAGCCUCGUUUUCUGCUGCCAGUAAAUACCUUCAGCCCGGUUAUAUGCUCAUACCUACAGGCUGCUCUGCCCCUGCCUCCAGCUUGUUCUGUUGGCACCAGCUAGAAGCCUGCCUUAUACCCCUCCAGAAAGGCUGUUCCAGAGCUCUGCACACCCUCGUCCUCCUCUGUCUUUUUUUGGGGGGUGAGAUCUUGCUAUAUAACCCAGGCUGGGCUGGAACUCACAGCGAUCCUCCUGCCUCAGCCUCCUGAGUGCUGGAAUUACAGGCAUCUGCCACCACACCUGGCUUCAUCUGCCCAUUUUGAAUGAUGUAAGUCCACCAACUCUAUGAACAGUUUUGUGGGGUUUUUUUGGUACUGGGGAUAGAACUCGAGGCAGGUGGCAGAACCACUGAGCCAAAUCCCCGGCCUGGACAGUACGUUUUUGUUUAUUUUUUUUGAAACAAGGUCUCACCAUGUAGUUCAGACUAGCCUUGAACUCACUUUAGCCUAGGCUGGCCUCGAACUUGCAGCACUCUUCCUGUCUCAGCCUCCUGAGUGCUGGGAUUACAGGUAUGCACCACCACACCUGGCUCCGUGUACUGUUCUUAUGUUCUCUGUUUAAAAGUACUUGUUAGAGGACCGGGGAUUUAGCUUAGUAGUUCCACUGCCUGCCUCACAAGCACAAGGACCUGAGUUUGAUCCCCGGUACCAAAAAAAAAAAAAAAGUACUUGUUAGAGGACCCGGGAUUUAGCUCAGUGCCACCGUGACUGCCUCAAAAGUGUAAGGUCCUGAGUUCUAUCCCUGGUACCAAAAAAAUAAAAAAAUUCAAGUACUUAUUGGAGCUAGACAUGGUAGCACACACCUGUAAUCCCAGCACUCAAGAGGCUGAGGCAGGAAGAUUGAAAGGCUAGCUUGUGCAGUUUUGCAAGACCCUCUCAAAAUUUUAAAAAAUAUAUUAUCUGGGUGUGGUGGCACAAGUCUGUAGAGUUCAAGGCCAGCAUGGGCGAUAUACUGAGUUCAAAACCAGCUUUAGCUACAUACCAAGACCCUGUCUCAAUAAGUAAAUAAACUAAUAAUAAGUAAAUGAGGGCUGGGAAUAUAGCUCAGUGCAAAGGCCCUGUGUUCAGUCCACAGUCUGCCAAAAAUAAAAAGCACUUGUCAGGCCUGGCAAUGUAGCUUAGUGGUAGGGCACAGAGUUAGCAUGCAUGAGGCCCCCAGGUUCAAUCCUCAGCACCCAAAAGAUAAAAAGUAAAUACAUGAAAGAACUGGUCAAGUGCAAUGAAAAGAAACUGUCAUAUUUGGAAUAUUCAUGUCCUUGUUCUGUAGCCAGCACUGCAGAAUCUCAGACACAAAUGGUGUAGGGAAGGUGGCUAAUGGGAUGUGAUGACAGCCACAAACUUGUUCCUCAAGUUAAUGAAUAUUUUUCUUUGUUUGCUUAAAGGCACAUAUUAAUUUUGCAGACCACAGGGACUUGGAGAGUCUAAUUCAUCAUUUCUAAUAUCUGACUCAGUAUUAUGAAAUUAUAUCUGGUGCCACUGUGAAACUCUUCAGUUUUCUAAUAUGUUUUAUCAGCGGGGGUAGAAGCAGUCACAAAGUGGUUUGUGUGUUGUAUCUGCAAGUCUGGCUGUGCCGUGCAGAGCACCUCCGGUUUGCACACCCCAUUUCUGUACACACCUGUUCUGCGGGUUUUGUAAUCUGCCAUACAGCAUCCUUGCAGGAAAAGGGCGGUCGUUAAUCAUUGACUUAUUUGACUUUUUUUUUUAAUGUGUUCUUAGUGCACAGCAGAAUGCAGUAGAGAGCUACAUAGGCCAGUUCUGUACAUCUCUUGUUUUUCAAGACGGGGUCUCACUCUGUAGCCCAGGCUGGCCUUUAACACCAGGCAAUCCUCCUGCCUCAGCCUCUCGAGUGCUGGGAACACAAGCGUGCACCGCCACACCCGGCUCACAUUUGUUCUUGGUGCUGGGGAUGAAACCCUGGCCCCACACAUGCUAAGCAGGGGCUUUACCCACCAAGCUGGACCUCAACCGCACCUUGGAUCAGUUUUCUUUUUGUCUUUUGGUUUUUGUUUUUUGUUUCCCCAAUACAGGGGAUUGAAUUCAGGACCUUGCGCUUGCCAGGCAGGUGUGGUGCUGCUGAGCUACAUCCCCAGCCCCAUCGGCCAGUUCUUAAACCAAGAAAUGUUAACAGUCCUGGGGAGGGGAGGAUGCAGAAGACAGCUGAACAGAACAACAAAGAAUCGUUUCUUUCUGUGAUCUUCCGGGCAGGCUCAGAUCUAUUGGGCUUCCUCACACCACUGGAUCUCAUUAGCCCUUGCAUUCGCCUUUUUACAGCUUGUCUUGUAAGACCUCCUUAAUUAGCCUUAAAUAAACGCCAGAGCUUGUAUUUGAAAAGCACUGAUUCAGUACCCCAAGUUUAACACUUCAGAAGACAAGACAGGAAGAUCCCAGCAAGACGGCGCUGUGUGAGUGGACGGGCCAAGGGGCUCUGAAGCUGUCAGAUGCUCGCACGAACAUCACAUUGCCUGGGGCUCACGGGCUGGCAGGUGUGUUGUGACUGUCACUCAGGUACCACAGGCAGCACUGCCACUGGUAACUGAUCCCCUCCCCCCGCAAGUGAGCUGAACAGAAUUCAUCUAUUCUUGGUUGUAGCAGAGCACACAAUCCUAGAAAACCCAGAGUAGCUGGGGAUUUAGCUCAGUGGCACCGUGACUGCCUCACAAGCACAAGGUCCUGAGUUUGAUCCCCAAUACUGAAAAAAAAAAAAAAAAAAACCAGGGUACUUUAAAACUGAAGAAAAAGCCAGGUGUGGCGGUGCGAGCCUGUAAUCCUAGCGCUUGGGAGGCUGAGCCAGGAAGAUGGCCACAAGUUUGAGGCCAGUGGGAACAACACAGUGAGACCCUGUCUUGAAAAAGAAAUACUGAAGGGAAACACCCUUGUGUUUCUGUAUAAAGUAGGAGUAGGCUCCAGGCUAAGGUGAUUUUGAACAGGUUUGUAUCCAUGUGACAGCCCAGCAGGAUGACCCAAAGUCACGCAGGAGGCUGUUUCAUACCUGUAGAUGCUCAGGAGGCUGAGGCAGGAAGAUGAUGAGCCCAGAAAAGUAAUGCCCACAAAGCACUUUUGCCAGCUCACACCACGCAGGAGCCUCAGAAGCAGAUGUGUAGCUGGGCUCAUCUCCCCUUCUGUCCUCAGCAACUGGGGCUCCGUGAGGUCCCAUGACUUCCUCACAUCACAAAGGAUAUAGCAAGUUCAAGGCCAGCCUGAACUACACGGUGAGACCCUGUCUCAACAAAAAUGGGCCGGACAUUUAGCUCAGUGGUUCCACCACCUGCCUCACAAGUGCAAGGUCCCAAGUUCGAUUCCUGGUACCAAAAAAAAAAAAAAAACGGAGCCUGAGUUCAAGGUCAGCCUGGGCUACAGAGGGAGACCCUCUCUCAGAAAAGAAAGGGCCGGGGAUGUAGCUCAGUGGUUCCACUGCCUGCCAAAUCCUGAGUUCAUAUCCCCAGCACCACAUUUUAAAAGAGGUAAAUGAGGUACUAGGUGGAGAAGAGCACAGUACUGUACCUGACACCCCGGGUGAGGAGAAAGGUCCCUUUCCUUCCCUGGGUGGGCAGGGCAGCAAAUCAGUGAGCCUACAGGCUGCAGGGCGCAGGCCUUGGUCUGCACACUCCCUCCCUGAGGUGUAGUGGGGGCGAGUCACACUCAGGCUGGCCCUGCCAGCGGUCACCUUCCCAGCCACACUCCCGCCGGCCUUGUAGGACAGAGAUGCAGCAGGCAGUGUGUCUAAAAAUAGCUUUGAGCAAGGGCGCGGGGCCUGAUGUUAUCCAGGUAGGAGAAAAGAAUGUCAAAGAAAGCAGCUGGGACUAAUGAACUCCCCAUUAGCUGUGUUCCAUUUCAACUGAGUCAGAUGUCGGUCCCCAUUAGGCAGUUGGCUUAGACAGGAGCUGUGCUAAUUACCACUUACCAGCCCUUAAUUUCUGGGUAAAAGCAAGAAGGAAAAACUAAUGGAUUUUUCAUUUUCCACAGAGAAAGGAAUAAAAUAAUAGUAUGUGUUUAAAAAUGUGUUAAUUACAAGAAUUAUUAAUGUGCCUUUACUCA
Messenger RNA from Heterocephalus glaber (naked mole-rat), 5300 nucleotides. It is a transcript of the gene Dffa, whose product is annotated as DNA fragmentation factor subunit alpha. Gene Ontology annotation, cellular component: chromatin. Gene Ontology annotation, biological process: negative regulation of execution phase of apoptosis; apoptotic process; apoptotic DNA fragmentation. NCBI's taxonomy places the organism in Eukaryota, Metazoa, Chordata, Mammalia, Rodentia, Bathyergidae. The record is from RefSeq and is a predicted model, not a curated record. Gene Ontology annotation, molecular function: deoxyribonuclease inhibitor activity.